Pseudogymnoascus verrucosus is the source of this 852-nucleotide messenger RNA. RefSeq lists its product as uncharacterized. NCBI's taxonomy places the organism in Eukaryota, Fungi, Ascomycota, Leotiomycetes, Thelebolales, Thelebolaceae. The record is from RefSeq and is a predicted model, not a curated record. The transcript has a single exon. The coding region runs from base 1 to 852 and encodes 283 amino acids.
AUGUCCCAAUCAUCCAGCAAAUUCAUAACUCACCCAAACGGGCAAAUUACCCAUGUCUUUGAUGAUAAGUUCGUGGAUCCUUGGAAACCAUGCGAGACAAUUCUCAUACAACAUGGCUUUGCUAGACAUGGUGCGUUCUGGUACCAUUGGAUCCCAGUGUUAGCGCGUCAUUAUCGAGUCAUCCGUCGCGAUGCCCGUGGCCACGGGCUUUCUAGCUAUCCUUCGCAUGGAGACAAGUACGACUACUCCUUAGAUACGAUCUUGACAGAGAUCGUAGAUACAAUGGAUCAGCUCGGUGUGCAAAAGUUCCACUUUCUAGGCGAAUCCACAAGUGGCAUGGUCGGCGAAGCAUUCGCAGCGAAGUAUCCGGAGAGACUGCAUUCAUUGAUCAUAUGCUCAUCGCCCACGUUCCUUCCGGAAGCUGCCCUCUCACUAUUCUCGUUUGGACGAUCUAGUUGGCCAGAGGCUUGUCGAGAGAUGGGAUCACGUGGGUGGGGAGAGGCGUUGUCAAAAGUUCCGGGCACAGUGUCUGUACCUGAUGAAGACUAUGUCAAGUGGUGGAUCUCGCAAGUUGCCGUCUCUACUGGCGAAGGACUGGCGGGGUAUGCCGAAUUUCUUUCCUCGCUGGACUCAAGGCCCUUCCUCGAGCAGAUCAAAGUCCCCACACUGAUUUUGGCGCCGGCGAAGAGCGCCGCCACAAAGUUGGAAGAGCAGGAGAUCGUGCAAAGGAAGAUUCAGGCGUCGAAACUAGUUGUUAUUCAUGGAAAUGGUCAUGAGAUAUACGUAGAGAAACCGGAGGAUUGUCAGCGAGAGGUGUUGGAGUUUUUGAAAAACCUCGGUAAGAGUGGUUGA